AUGGACGAUGAAUGUCCUGGCUGCGGCUAUAAUGCUACGGUCGAAGAUCAGGUGGCGGCGGCAAUUAUUUUUGUGACGGCAGGCUGUGGGGUUGGGAUUAAUAUGUUAAUUACGCUGACGACCGGUCGGCUUCCGAUGUUGCGAAACUCGUUUGGGACGCUUCUACGAUUCCAAUCUGGUGCUGAGACGAUAUUUUUGGCCAUCUGGGCAUUCUAUUUUGCGCCGGCUUUAUUUUUAAACAUCGACACCCUAAAAUCCUUCAACAUCUCCCGACGUAUGGGUCAAUUGUGCCUAAUCUGCUAUGACGUAUCAAUCUAUUCCCAUCUCAGCAUCUCCAUCAACCGCUUUGUUUCUCUCUACUUCCCCACCGAAUACAGCUUCAUCUUCAACGACUACGUCACCCGCUGGAUCAUCGCUGUCAUCUGCGGCCUCUCCCUCACCUUCUCAUUCUUACUACCCGCUGGGGGCUGCAAUAUGAUAUUCUCGAACGCGAAAUGGAUGCUUGACUACCACGCCACAUGCAAUUUGACGUUGCUAUAUUAUGCCGAGUUUUUGAGAGCCGUGAUUGUGAUCACUGCAAUAUUUUGCAUUAAUGCGGCCACUUACCUAAAAAUGCAUAUGCAUCACCAACGAAAUUAUCCGCUACGAGCUGGAGCAUCAAAUGUCGAGCUCGGCCUUCAACAAAAACGCCGGCUUAUCGAAAAGAACUUUGUUCGUCAGGUUUGUAUCCAGGGCUUCGCCUACGUCACCGAACUACUCACGUACUUCUUGGUUUCACUGGCGUUCCCCCAGCAAUGGCCGAAUUUCAUUCUGACGACAUGGGCCUGGAUUAUGGUGCAUACGGUGGAUGGUUUUAUCACACUUAUCUUCAACCGUCAAUUCCGGAAAAUCCUAUUCCCGAAAGAUGAUACUAACUAUUACCAAAAUGGCGGCGAUACUUCUAGUAAAGUAAUUACCCUCCCAGCCGGUCAUUUCAUCAACGAACAAGCGCUGGAAGUAAUGCUA
This is a messenger RNA of Mesorhabditis spiculigera, 1005 nucleotides long. The record is from the annotation of a GenBank genome assembly. Lineage: Eukaryota; Metazoa; Nematoda; Chromadorea; Rhabditida; Rhabditidae.